CCAGCUGCCUCCUGCGCCAUGGGGCCGCCGGCCACCUCCAGCCACCCGGGGCGCUCCCGGUGGAACCCCCGGCGGGGCUUCCUUCCACUCGUCCUGGCCCUCUUCGUGGGCAUGGGCCAUGCCCAGAGGGACCCGGUGGGGAGAUACGAGCCGUCUGGCAGGGACGCGAACCGGCUGCGGCGCCCUGCGGUUAGCCACCCGGCCGCCGCUAACCCAGCCAAGGUGUACAGCCUGUUCCGCGAGCAGGACCCGCCCGUCCCGGGCUUGCCGCCCGCGGAGCGGACCCCGCCGGGCUGGGGGAGCCCCAGGAGGCCAGCCGAGGCGGAGGCCAGGAGGCCGCCCCGCGCGCAGCAGCCGCGCCGAGUCCAGCCACCUGCGCAGAACCGGAGAAACAGCGCCCUGGGCCAGCCGCAGCCCGCACCUUGGGCCCGGGCCGCGCCGGCUCUCUCGCGCAUCCGGACCCCGCAACGGCCCGGGGCCGCUCCGCGAGGGCGGCUCACCGGGAGGAACGUCUGCGGGGGACAGUGCUGCCCGGGAUGGACACGCGCGAACAGCACCAACCACUGUCUCAAACCCGUGUGCCAGCCACCGUGCCAGAACCGGGGCUCCUGCAGCCGGCCCCAGCUCUGCGUCUGCCGCUCGGGCUUCCGCGGAGCCCGCUGCGAGGAGGUCAUUCCCGAGGAAGAGUUUGACCCGCAGAACUCCCGGCCUGCACCGCGGCGCUCCGCCGAGGGCGCCCCGAACCUGCGCAGGAGCAGCGCGCCCAGAGAACAGCCGGAGGUCAGAGCCCAGCCGCUCGCACCACAGCUGCCGCCAGCCAGGACCCUGAGUGGGCUCAGCCAGACCAGGCCCCCCCAGCAGCACACGGGGCUCUCCCGGACCGUCCGACGUUACCCAGCCGCUGCUGCCAGCGGCCAGCUGACUUCCAACGCCCUGCCUGUGGCCGCUGGCCUGGAGCCGAGGGCUGGCGCCCCGCAGGCUGCAUUCCCCUGGGGGCUGAACCUCACGGAGAAAAUCAAGAAGAUCAAGAUCGUCUUCACGCCCACCAUCUGCAAGCAGACCUGUGCCCGCGGGCACUGUGCCAACAGCUGUGAGCGGGGUGAUACCACCACCCUGUACAGCCAGGGGGGCCAUGGGCAUGACCCCCAGUCCGGCUUCCGCAUCUAUUUCUGCCAGAUUCCCUGCCUGAACGGAGGCCGCUGCAUCGGCAGGGACGAAUGCUGGUGCCCCUCCAACUCCACCGGAAAGUUCUGCCACCUGCCCAUCCCGCAGCUGGACAGGGAGCCCCCGGAGCGGGGCUCUCGCCGCGGGGCCCUGCUGGAAGGCCCCCUGAAGCAGUCCACCUUCACCUUGCCUCUCUCCAACCAGCUCGCCUCUGUGAACCCCUCGCUGGUGAGGGUGCACAUUCACCACCCACCCGAGGCCUCCGUGCAGGUCCACCAGGUGGCCCGGGUGCGGCCCGAGACCGAGAGAGCCCCGGAUGACAACAGCGUGGAUACACGGCCCCCUGCCCAGCCUCCCGCCAGCUCCGGCCGCGGUCACUGGGACAGGAACACCAUCCCGGCUCAGUCAGGAGAGCCCCCCCGGCCGCCACCCCCGGCAGUGCUCAGGCCUCAGGGACUGCUGGGCCGGUGUUACCUGAGCACCGUGAACGGACAGUGUGCCAACCCCCUGCUGGAGCUGACCACCCAAGAGGACUGCUGUGGCAGCGUGGGGGCCUUCUGGGGGGUGACCUCAUGUGUCCCCUGCCCGCCUAGACCAGCCUCCCCGGUGAUUGCUAAUGGUCAGCUGGAGUGUCCCCUGGGGUAUAAGAGGCUGAACAUGACUCACUGCCAAGAUGUCAACGAGUGCCUGGCCCUGGGGCUGUGCCAGGACUCGGAGUGCGUGAACACCAGGGGCAGCUACCUGUGCACCUGCAAACCCGGCCUCAUGCUGGACCCGUCGCGGAGCCGCUGCGUGUCGGACAAGGCUGUGUCCAUGCAGCAGGGCCUGUGCUACCGGUCACUGGGAUCUGGCACCUGCACCCUGCCCCUGGCCCAGCAGAUCACCAAGCAGAUAUGCUGCUGCAGCCGCGUGGGCAAAGCCUGGGGCAGCGAGUGUGAGAAAUGCCCCCUGCCUGGCACAGAGGCCUUCAGGGAGAUCUGUCCGGCUGGCCAUGGCUACACCUACUCCAGCUCAGACAUUCGCCUGUCCAUGAGGAAGGCCGAGGAGGAGGAGUUGGCCAGGCCCUCGAGGGAGCAGGAACAGAAGAGCAGCGGGCCUCUGCCUGGGCCGGUGGAGAGGCAGCCACUCCGGGCAGCCACCGACACCUGGCUCGAGGCUACGAGCCUCCCUGACAAGGGUGCCUCCCCGGCGGCCGGCCAGGUCACAACCAGUGUUGCCCACCUACCUGCCUGGGUCCCAGAGGACGCCACCGGAAGACCAACGCCACCACUGCCUGCACGGAAGAUUGCAGAGCCCCAGGAAGAGGAACAAGUGACCCCUUCAGCCGCUGUGCCUGUGACCACAGGCCCCCCAGGCAUUGACAGGUGUGCUGCUGGAGCCGCCACCCUCUGUGGCCCUGGAACCUGCGUGAACCUCCCGGAAGGCUACACGUGUGUCUGCAGCCCCGGCUACCGGUUGCACCCCAGCCAGGCCUACUGCACAGAUGACAACGAGUGUCUGAGGGACCCGUGUGCAGGAAGAGGGCGCUGUGUCAACAGCGUGGGCUCCUACAGCUGCUUCUGCUACCCCGGCUACACGCUGGCCACCGAGGGGGCGCCACAGCAGUGUCAAGAUGUGGACGAAUGUGCGCAGCCCGGAGUGUGCAGCGGGGGGCAGUGCACCAACACGGAGGGCUCGUACCACUGCCAGUGUGCCCGGGGCUAUGUCAUGGUGAGGAAGGGGCACUGCCAAGAUAUUGACGAGUGCCGUCACCCUGGCACCUGCCCCGACGGGAGAUGCGUCAACUCCCCCGGCUCCUACACUUGCCUGGCCUGUGAGGAGGGCUACAGGGGCCAGAGCGGGAGCUGUGUAGAUGUGAACGAGUGUCUGACCCCCGGGCUGUGUGCCCAUGGAAAGUGCAUCAACCUGGAAGGCUCCUUCAGAUGCUCCUGUGAGCAGGGCUAUGAGGCCACCUCCGACGAGAAGGGCUGCCAAGACGUGGACGAGUGUGCCAGCCGAGCCUCGUGCCCCACGGGCCUCUGCCUCAAUACCCAGGGCUCCUUCACCUGCUUGGCCUGCGAGAGUGGGUACUGGCUGAAUGAAGACGGCACCGCCUGCGAAGACCUGGACGAGUGCAGCUUCCCAGGGAUGUGCCCCACGGGGGUCUGCACCAACACGGUGGGCUCCUUCUCCUGCAAGGACUGCGAUGCUGGUUACCAUCCCAGCCCCCUGGGCCGCACCUGCGAGGAUGUGGAUGAGUGCGAAGACGCCCAGAGCAUCUGCCUAGGAGGCGAGUGCAGGAACACGGAGGGCUCCUAUCAGUGCCUGUGUCCCCAGGGCUUCCAGCUGGCCAAUGGCACCGUGUGUGAGGAUGUGGACGAGUGCCGUGAGGAGGAGCACUGUGCGCCCCAUGGCGAGUGCCUCAACAGCCCCGGGGCCUUCUUCUGCCUCUGUGCGCCUGGCUUUGCCAGCACCGAGGGAGGCACCAGCUGCCAGGACGUGGACGAAUGUGCAGGCGCAGACCUGUGUCCGAGAGGGCGCUGUGUCAACACGGAUGGCUCCUUCAGCUGCCUGUGUGAGCCUGGCUUCCGGCCCUCCCCCGACAGUGGGCAGUGCAUGGAUAUCAAUGAGUGUGAUGAGCACGAAGAGCCAGUGUGCAAGGCUGGGAAGUGUGAGAACAGCCUUGGCUCCUUCCGCUGCGUCCUGAGCUGCCAGCCCGGCUUCCACAGGGCCCCGACCGGAGACUGCAUUGACAUAGACGAGUGCGCCAAUGACACCCUGUGUGGCAGUCACGGCUUCUGUGACAACACCGACGGCUCCUUCCGCUGCCUCUGUGACCAGGGCUUCGAGACCUCGCCCUCAGGCUCGGACUGCAUUGACGUGAACGAGUGUGAGCUCAUGCUGGCCGUGUGUGGGGCCGCGCUCUGCGAGAACGUGGAGGGCUCCUUCCUGUGCCUCUGCGCCAGUGACCUGGAGGAGUACGACGCCCAGGAGGGGCACUGCCGCCCGCGGGGGGCUGCAGGUCAGCACAUCCCCGAGGCCCCGACAGGGCACCACCCCGCAGGCCCCAUCCGCAUGGCAUGCUACUCCGGGCAGGACGGCCACCCAGCCUGCUCCAACCUCCUGGGCCGGAACACCACGCAGGCCGAGUGCUGCUGCACCCAGGGCACGGGCUGGGGAGACACCUGUGACCCCUGCCCGUCCGAGGACUCGGCGGACUUCAGCAAGCUGUGCCCUAGUGGGAGAGGCUACAUCCCUGUGGAAGAGGCCUGGACGUUUGGGGAGACCAUGUACACAGACGCCAACGAGUGUGUGAUGUUCGGGUCCGCCCUCUGUCCCAACGGCCGCUGCCUCAACACGGUGCCCGGCUACAUCUGCCUGUGUGACCCUGGCUACCACUAUGACGCCUCCCGCAGGAAGUGCCAGGAUCACGACGAGUGUGGGGACGUAGCCUGCGAGGAUGGCGAGUGUGUGAACACGGAAGGCUCCUUCCACUGCUUCUGCAGCCCGCCCCUCACCCUGGACCUGAGCGGGCAGCGCUGCGUGAACAGCACGGGCGGCCUGGAGGACCUCCUGGACCACGACAUCCACAUGGACAUCUGCUGGAACAAAGUCACCAACGACGUGUGCAGCCAGCCCCUGCGCGGCCGCCACACCACCUACACGGAGUGCUGCUGCCAGGACGGCGAGGCCUGGAGCCGGCAGUGCGCUCUGUGCCCCCCCAGGAGCUCUGAGGUCUAUGCUCAGCUGUGCAACGUGGCCCGGAUCGAGGCGGAGCGGGAGGCUGGGGUCCAUUUCCGGCCAGGCUAUGAGUACGGCCCUGGCCUCGACGACCUGCACUACGGCCUCUAUGGCCCAGACACAGCCCCCUUCUACAACUACCUGGGCCUCGAGGACGCCAUCCCUGAGCCCCGCUUCCCCAACGCGGCCAGCCACCCAGGAGACCGCACCCCAGUCCUGGAGGCUCCGCUGCAGCCCUCAGAGCUCCAGCCCCGCUACGUGGCCAGCCAGUCAGAGCCCCAGGCGGGCUUCGAAGGGCUUCAGGCUGAGGAGUGUGGCAUCCUGAACGGCUGUGAGAACGGCCGCUGUGUGCGCGUUCGGGAAGGCUACACCUGCGACUGCUUUGAGGGCUUCCAGCUGGAUGCGGCGCACAUGGCCUGCGUGGACGUGAAUGAGUGUGACGACCUGAACGGGCCUGCUGCGCUCUGUGGCCACGGCCACUGCGAGAACACAGAGGGCUCCUACCGCUGCCACUGCUCCCCAGGUUACGUGGCUGAGGCAGGCCCCCCACACUGCGCUGCCAAGGAGUAGCAGUGAGGGGCCCGUGUGGGCAGCUACAGGUCGGGGCCCCGAGGAAGCUUUCCCAGCUGGGACGACACUGUGAUGUCAGGCCAGGGCCCAGCAGCCCAUCUCCCAGCCAGGCUCGCCAGCUUUCUUCUCUCCCAGCCUGGGCUCUGGCUGCGUGCUUCCAUCACUGCCUCCCUGCUGCCGCCGUGCCCUGCUUGGCUCAAACACCACUUCAGCUUCAGCCACUGGCCACGAGGCCCGAGCACCACCUGUCCUGGCCCUGUUCCGGGAUGCUUACCAAAGGAUGGCCCUCAUCCACUGCAAGUUGUGGAGAUGUGCAAGGACCUGUGGCCUCACGCUGUAGACAUCUCCGCCCAGCCAUGAUCCGGGUACCACAUGGGUGGUCCCACAGCUGCCGUGGGACGGUCCUUCAGAAUCAACAGGACAAGAAGGGUCUGGGGACGUCUGAGGGCUGACUCCAAUGUCCCCGCCCAAGGAUCAUCACCACCACUCAGCCAGUCUGGGCGAGGUCCUGCCACCUCUCCUUCCUGUAGCUGGUUCUGUGUCGCAGAGAGACAGAGGAUCCCCUCGUCUCAGGACAACUGGUAUUAGCUUGCUGAGCCUAAGGGACACAGAUGAAGACGAGCAAGAGCCUGAGGAAGCUGUGCGAGGCAAGGGGAGGAGACAAGAAACAGAGAGCCAGGACUUCGUACAGGCCUGAAGAGACUCGGUCGCUUCAGGUAAACAUUCAAAAUCCACGCAGGAACAGCCCGCGUGCCCAGCAGCCAGGGCUACUGCAAGCCGGUACCCAUCUCCAAAGACCGCUAUCAAACACACACUGCCUCCUACAGGAAACCAGUCUUCCGGGCUCUCCCUCCGUGAACACCGGCUUGAUGUGCUGACGAUAAAAAGGUCUAUUUUCUGGCACGGCUGGGUUCAGGGGAAGCCACAUUUCCAGCGCUGCUUGCCCCCUCGGAACGUGGCCGGCUGGUGUCCCUCUCCAUUCACAAGCGGAGACCACUCCCCGCCUAGGCUAGCCGGGAGCUCAGAACCAUGGUGGAAUAAACAAGUGCACAGCUGGGCUCUCUUGGUCUCGUGUUCACUUUACGUUAGGCCACUUCUCUUGUAUGUACUACGUUGGCUACGUCUCAGUGUUAGAGACGAGGCUGGCCCGCCCUGUGCUGGCCCUGCCUGCUGAUGGCCUGUGAUGGGUUCCACCAGGGAGGGAUCUCUGCUGUUGCAAGCCGGGAAGCUCUCACGACAUCGCUCUGAUGACUGGCAAAGUAGAUGGACGAGGCCUGUGUGACUGGGGACAAAGAGACGACUACGACUGCCACUCUCUCCUAAUGUGUCCUGUCCUGCCUGCUGCUCUGAUCAUCAGCCAUCAGAUAAUAACUUAUUGAACGCCUGCCGUGCGCCGUACACUAUGCCGAGUGCUGUACAGAAAUUCCCUCACUUAUGCAACAAUCCUACUGUUCUCAUUCCCAGUGUACAGGUGAGGCAACCAAGGCCCAGAAGCCUUGAAUAAUUUGCCCUAGGUCAUUAUCUGUGUUGAAAUGUUCUCAGUAGACAAAAAUAAAUGGCUCUUAAACACAUUAACUACUAUUUCAUUCCUAAUAAAAGACAUGCAACAUGAAACCACACUGAGAUCAUCUGUUUUAAUUGUGAGAUUAGUUUGUGGAGAUUCCUGGAUGGUAGCAUCCAGGCAAACAGGCACCCACCGCAGCUGGCACAAGAAACUGCACCUCCGAGGAGGGCGCCGGAGCACGGUCUUUCAAAACCGUGAACACACUACUCUUCAUUCCGUAAUCCUUCUAGGAAUCUUGACCUUCAGAUGUAUUCUCAUCAACUGUGACAUAACAUGUAGGUUACUUAUUACAGCAUCAGUUCCAAUAGUGAGAGAUUAGAAACACUUCAUGGCCAUUAAGCCUUUAAAGAAAAGUGACUUUCAAUGCCUCGUUAAGAAAACUAUCCAAAAUAGACCACGGGAGAGAGGGAGGGAGGGGUUCGAGUGUCACAGUGUGCAACAUGUCACUGUGUACUUGUCUCAAGAAAGGGGCAGAAGUGGACAGCUGCUGCCUCCCUCCUGCUGCUCCGCCCACACCUGGCGCUCAGAGGACUUCUCACCCGUGCCCAGACGCACCCUGCUGACGCUGUGCCCUCAAGAGUGCUCCCACUGACGCCCCACAAACCCUCCACCCUCCCCUUCCUGUCACCGACGUCCCACAAAACCCUCCCCUCCCCUUCCUGUCUCUCCAGAAACCGCACGCGUCCACACACACUUCCUACCGCAAACACCACGGGUCACUCUGUGCUUACACACCAUGCCCUGCCUCGUUCUGCGCCUACACUUCACUGAUGGGUAUCGGGAAUGUGUGUCAACAGUCCCGAGCCGGUUCCCAUUUGUCCUGUCUUUUGCUAUCAUAAAGGCGGUAAUGCACAUUCUUGUGUGUGUUAUUUCACAUUCUACCUGUCGCAUAAAUUCCUAGGAGCAGUGGUGGUUUUGAGGGAGGGUUAAUAGGGUGGCUAGGUACAGGACUUGCAGAUUUCACUGUAUCCCUGUUUUAUUCGUUUGUUUUUUAAAUGUGUACCAUAUAUAUUACCUAUUCAAAAAA
Lepus europaeus (European hare) is the source of this 8045-nucleotide messenger RNA. RefSeq names its product latent transforming growth factor beta binding protein 2 (gene LTBP2). NCBI's taxonomy places the organism in Eukaryota, Metazoa, Chordata, Mammalia, Lagomorpha, Leporidae. The transcript has 36 exons. Gene Ontology annotation, molecular function: calcium ion binding. The record is from RefSeq and is a predicted model, not a curated record. The coding region runs from base 19 to 5454 and encodes 1811 amino acids.